Messenger RNA from Penicillium odoratum, 1713 nucleotides. RefSeq names its product RTA1 domain-containing protein. The record is from RefSeq and is a predicted model, not a curated record. NCBI's taxonomy places the organism in Eukaryota, Fungi, Ascomycota, Eurotiomycetes, Eurotiales, Aspergillaceae. The transcript is spliced from 7 exons. Gene Ontology annotation, cellular component: fungal-type vacuole; plasma membrane. The coding region runs from base 1 to 1713 and encodes 570 amino acids.
AUGAAUGCUCCAUUUUCUCAAACUGACCGUUGUAAAGAAGGAUGGAUGCACUGGAAGCGAAAGUUGACCAGCUGCUGGCGCUUCCGGGGAAUCGAGGUCUGGCGUCAGAAGAAAGAUGGUAGCACGGCCGAUGGAUCUCCAGUCAGCGUUGCUACGAUUGCUCCUGCCGCCUGCACAGAUGUAAUCGAUCAAGGGCUCCUGACGAUUGAUGCAGCCAAUGUUCUCCUGAAAGUCUAUCAAACUACUCUUACCCACUACUGCCCGUUCGUCAUAAUUCCACCACAGGUGAAUGCGCAGCAGCUGCGCCGAGAAAAGCCAUUACUGUUCCUUGCGAUCAUCAAUGCCGCCUUAUACGAAAAUUUGUUCCUGCAGCGCAAGCUAGAGAUGGAAUCUAAAAAGGCGAUCUCCGAAUGCAUUAUUGGUAGCGGGAAAAUUUCAUUUGAAGUUUUACAGGGUCUUUUGGUCCAUAUUGCAUGGUGCCAGUAUCACUCUAGGCCACGGCGGUAUUAUCAGUAUCUAAGUCUUGCCAUCAGUGUCAUCACUGAUCUACAACUGGAUCGUCCCCCAGAGCAGCGAUAUUGGACGACACGGGUCAGCUUCGAUGGUGAUGACGAUAAAGAUUUAAAUCCGAGGUUCUUAUGGCGACUAAUAUGUCUAAGAAUUUCUCAAAUUCUACAAAAGCGGUUUUACUUCCUAUAUCUACUAUGUCUCGAAAGCCUGGGCAUGUAUUUGGCAGCGGAUACGGGGUAUGCGUCUGACAGAUACCUCAUGCACAUUGUGGAACUUCAAGGCAUUUCAGAAAAGAUCGCUUUUUAUUCGGCGCCGCAUUUUCCUGGGCCUCAUGGGGGUAAUCCAGGCAUCGAGCUUUCUUAUGUUGAGCCAACCUACCCUUUCCCUCAAUUGAAAGCCGAGACAAACUCUGAUUCUUGCAUAUUGGCGACUUGUCCCAUUACCGAAGCCUAUGUCUACUAUUUUCCUUCGCUGGCUGACAAUGCCUUCUACUUGGCCCUUUUUGCGGUCUUCUUGAUAUUUCAAUUGGGUUUAGGUAUUAGAUACAAGACCUGGGGCUUUUCAGCAGGCCUUUUCGGCGGCCUGGUGCUCGAAAUCAUUGGAUAUGCGGGAAGGUUACAGAUGCACGACAAUCCAUUUCUCUUCAACCCAUACCUAGAAUAUCUGGUUUGCCUCACCAUUGGACCGGCAUUCUUCAGCGCGUCAAUUUACAUUUGCCUCGGACGAAUUGUGAAAAUCUAUCGUGAGAGAAUAUCGCUCCUCCAGCCUCGCACCUACACAAUAUUUUUUGUUCUUUGUGACUUGAUUUCACUGAUCCUCCAAGCCGCGGGUGGUGCCAUUACCUCGAUUGCCGACUCUAAUCAGCACAUUGUCGCGCAAACCGGUGUCAAAAUUUUGAUUGCUGGUUUGGCAACCCAGGUCGCCUCCCUCGUGCUUUUCAUAGCCAUUUGUCUCCAAUAUGCAUGGAGUGUGCAUAAAAACCCGGACGCUCUCAAUGAGAAGCCGGAAAUUCUAGGUCUGGCCUUGGCAACUGUUGCCAUUUUUACAAGAUCCGUAUUUCGAGUUGCAGAAUUGAAGGGUGGAUUCCACAGCUCGUUGGCAAACAACCAAGUUCUCUUUAUGGUGUUUGAGGGAGCCAUGAUCGUGAUUGCGAUUCUAUGUUUGACAAUACUACAUCCGGGCGUUUGCUUCGAGGGCCAAUGA